This is a messenger RNA of Colias croceus (clouded yellow), 5524 nucleotides long. RefSeq lists its product as uncharacterized. The record is from RefSeq and is a predicted model, not a curated record. Gene Ontology annotation, molecular function: serine-type endopeptidase activity; protein binding. The transcript has 13 exons. NCBI's taxonomy places the organism in Eukaryota, Metazoa, Arthropoda, Insecta, Lepidoptera, Pieridae. Bases 277 to 5226 code for a protein of 1649 amino acids. Gene Ontology annotation, biological process: proteolysis.
GGUGUAGUGUGAGCUUGAACUCGGUCGGGUUGUAACGUCGGUAGCGCGCACACCCCAGAGCUCGGCUGCGGCGCUCUGCUGCGCAUGCGCAUUUAAAAAAAUAAAACAUUUGAACCGCGGUGUCUCAUUGUUGUUUAUAUUCGAACAGACUAAAGUGAAGUGUUUGUUGACUAUUGGAACAGGUUCCCGUUUCGAAGGAUGCGUAACGAUAAAUAUGUGACGUGUAAGGAUAUGGCAUAAGUUCUUGGACUAAGUGUGAACAGCAUACAAAUCACAAUGCAUACCAUGGAUACCUUGGGCUACGGCCAUAAGAAGUACAGGCCACCACUUUCACCGACCAGCUUCUACCAACAUGAUUAUUACUCCAGACAUACGACGUUACGGCCUCAGAGUGAAUACCGGUUUGCUGGUGGAGGGUACCCGAGAGUGGGCAGUGGGGGUGGUAGUAGGGGAGGUGGUCUCUGCUCUGCGGCGCUGGUGGGGGGAGCUCUACUUGCCGCUGUUGCAGUCCUAGCUGUUGCUGCUCUAGCGUUUUAUAUGGGAGCUUUGAGACCAGACAAUGGAGAACCCAUAAUGACUUUCGAAGGCACGCUAAGAGUGACCCGCGGGGACGUGUACGGCGGAGCUCCCGGGAGUCCCGCGUGGAGGGAGAGGGCGCGUCGGUAUGGCGUCUCGCUGCGGCAGGUGUUCGCUGCCCCCUCGCCACUACGACAGGCCUUUGCUGGGGCUAUCGUAACUGGUUUCGGUGAUCGACGCUUAGAUGUACACUUCAGACUAUAUUUAGAUAGAAGAAAAAUACCGAGUUCCGUGUCAAACAUUGAAGAAACAUUGAAGAAUGUAAUAAUACAAGAUAUUCAAUCGAAACAUUCUGCUUUUGGCCAAAUAAAAAUUGAUCCAAGCAGUAUUAUUAUAAAAAGGGAUUUAGAACAUACAUAUCACUCAGAGCAAUAUGUAAAGGAAGCUCUUAAUGAAAGCUUAGCUACUAGUCACCCCAAAAUAUCUUCAACUCAAAACGGACAAGAUAAACAAAGCAGAGUAGGUGUUGUACGUAAGACAACAGUUAAACCAAAUCAAGAUAAAAAUAAAGAUCCAGAUGAACCUGAAAUUGAUACAGAAAAUAUACCAGUAGUACAGGGUUCUUUUGGAUCUUUUCAAAUUACUAAGACAGAAGCUGAUAUAACAGAAAAUAAACAAACCAAGCACGAUGAUAAAUACAAUCGUAAACACCCUUCAAUUACAAAAGCACCAAGAAACACAUCGACUACAACUACGACAUUAAAACCUACAACAAAAACUACUGCAAAAACAACUACAACAAGAAAAAUUUCAGUCACUACAUCUAAAAACCGACCAUUUACAAUAAAAUCAGCACUAAAUAUAAAGCCAAAAACGGAGGCUGCGAUAAAAAAAGAAACUGAAAGAACAACUAGCAAAUCACAACCGAUUACUAAAACUUCUACUACAACAAGUACAACAACUCCUACAAGUACUACAUUUUUAACUACAACAAAUAAUGUAUCUCAAAUAUUAUUUGACCUACUUACAAAUGAAAACCACGAUAAAGAUCUUCCCAAGAUUGAUACACUUUUUACGGUGCCGCAUGUAAUUGAUAAUGAACCGUGGCGCCCUAUCACUAGACCUUACUAUGAAACAAGUAGCAAAGUGCCAAUUAAAGAAGAAGAAAUAAGCGAACAAGGCCCUGAAGAGAGGAUUGGUGUUGCAGAAGUAGUGGAAGACAUUUCUGUUUUAGAGAGCAUGCUUACACCAAUACCACCUGCAAAACAUAAAGAAAAGCCAGUUGGUAGACCUGGUGGUUUGUAUAAUGUAGAUCCUAAUCUAGCCGCAGAUAUUUACAUUCCAAGUCCUGUUUAUACAAGCUUUACAUUACCUACAUAUGCCCCUCCUCUUAAAGACAUGGAAACCUUAGGUUCUAGUUACCCUAAACCUCACCCUUUGCCUGUAGACAAAAUAAGUGGAGUAGUUGAGGAUGUAUCAGAGUCAAAGCACAGUAUUGAUGAUAAUGACGGUAAGCCCAUUGAGCGCCCGCCUAAAGAUAAGACAACUUCAGUCUCUAUCAAUGUUAUGCAAUUCGAUCGCAUUGAUAAUGAUACGGAAAAAAUAUUUGUCGAUGGAACAUCUAUUGUAAAAAGAAAUAAUACAUCUACAUCUACAACGAGUACAAUAACUCCAACAACUAUUGAAAUUAUUAGUACAAGUACCAAUAAUUAUAAUAUAAGUGAAACACCAUUGAAUGUUUCGACAACUAAAAGAAGCGAUGAACAACAUAUUAAAGAACAUUCAACGAAACGACCUAAUAACAAAGUUUCAUUGAUUCCUUCCACAAGUGCACCAAUUCACACAUGGGAAUUAGUAAAUACUUCUACUAAUAACAAUAAUGAUUCGGUGAACAAAACAGUACCUGAUAAGUAUUACAACGACACAUUACAAGCCAUUAUUACAAAAAAUGAUGCUUCGUUUCCAAAUACUACACCAAAAUUUCAAAGUAAAAUUUCAAUCCUUCGAAAUUUGACCGAUAUUAUAAAGAAAUACACUCAAACUACAUCUGAAAAGCCACCGGAACGCAGAUUUGAUAUUGUGAAAGAAGAGACUUCAAAAACGAAUCUCUCCAAUAUAGACGACGAUGAUUCAAUGACUGGGUCUGUUGAGGUCGUAUCCGACGAAGAACUGGAAAUAACUACACCAGCUGUUAUUACACUACUACCAGCAAAAUCAAAUCUUGGUAUGAACAGACCAUUGAGACCCAGACCCAAAAUUGAACCACCAAGAUUCAAAGAAAGUGUUCGUGGUUUUUACAGCGACGUCCAUGAACCAAACUUAAGAGACAAUUUAAAUGAUUUCAAAGAAGUUAUUCCAGAAGCCUCUGAAAUAAUAACAGUUGCUACGAAUAUGGACGAAGGCUAUGAAUAUGACGGACAAAGUUAUUUGACUAGCGUGAGAGACGCGAUAAAAGUUGAUGAUAGUACACAAAAUAUUCAUAGCAACAAUCGAUUACCAAAAUCAAAUGAUAAUUUCACAAAAUUUAUUCCUACUGGAACUGAUAAGAUCAACACAACUUUUGUUCCUCAAGGAACGUAUAGAGUUUCUUAUCAUGUAACAGGAAGCGUUAGCAGUAAACAAGCAAACAAAACUAAAAUUUUACCGUCUUACGAAUUAGCAUUAGAUCCUGAUGUAGUUUUGGAGAUACCCGUAAACCAAACAAGUACACUGACAGUGGAUAAGUUAAAACAACUCGCAAGUCUUGCUACAAUAUCAGAUUAUAAUAAUAACAGUUUAUUCCGUUCACCUGGAGGGGUUAUAUCAACGAAAGCUAUUCCAUCUAGUUAUACCCUCAAUCAAGCAGGAUUUAAAAUAUUAACAAAAACUUAUAAUAAAAUUCAACCAUCAAAACAAGACGAAAAUAAUUUUGAUAAUUCAGAAAAAAGUAAUAGUAAACCUUAUUAUGAAAAACCCCAUAAAGAAAAGGAAAAAGUCGAAAAAGAUGAAUGCAAUAACGCAACGUCUUUUCGAUGUACAUCAGGGACAUGUUUACCUUUAACGUCUAGAUGCAAUCGACUCAUAGAUUGUCCGGACGGAGAGGAUGAGCGAGCGUGUUCGUGCGCGGACUAUUUACGAGCAGAGUUUUCUCAGGCAAAAAUAUGCGACGGUGUCGUGGACUGCUGGGAUUAUUCUGACGAGAAAAAAUGUGAAUGGUGUGGUGAAGGCCAGUUUGUUUGUGCGAACGCUCAACAGUGUGUGGAAAUGAAUAAAGUUUGUGACGGUAACCCUGAUUGUCCUCUUGGUGAUGAUGAAAAAAGUUGCGUCGCCCUAGGGGACGAAAUGACAGAAGAUAAUGAAGUUAUACCGUAUAAUGAAGAAGGCUUCGUGAUGGUCAGAAAACGUGGUGUUUGGGGACGCCUUUGUGUUGAAAGCUUUGAAGACGUCGUAAACGAAGCUCAUAGUUCUUUGAAGUUACCUGAUCUCGGUCGAGCGGUCUGCCGAGCUAUGACAUUCCAGGAUGCCCCCUUGGUACGCGAAGCAAGAGAAGGCAGGAAAGUGAGUUCAGUCGGAUACUGGGAGGUGUGGCAUAAUGCGAACGCACGAGCUGCUGACACAAGACUGACGUUCAAGCGGGCCACGUGCGCGAGACACCGGGCUCUGCGCGUGCGCUGCAAGGACUUGGACUGCGGGAUACGACCUCAUGCUGAUGCGCAACAACCGAGGGAUGUUAAUCGCCAUCGGUGGGGCAGGGUGGUCGGCGGUGGCGGUGCGGCGGCGGGCGCGUGGCCGUGGCAGGCCGCGCUGUAUCGAGAUGGGGACUUCCAGUGUGGAGCCACGCUUAUAUCGGCGGAAUGGCUGCUGUCUGCUAGCCAUUGUUUUUACCAAGCAACCGAAGCUCACUGGGUAGCGCGACUAGGCGCUUUACGACGUGGCGCAUGGCCACGUGGGCCUUGGGAACGAAUCGCACGAGUCCGCCAAGUGGUCCUACACCCGCGAUAUGCGCCACGUGGUUUCCGAAAUGAUAUAGCUCUGUUACGAGUGGACCCGCUCCCGUUGCACGCGAGAUUGCGGCCCGCGUGCUUGCCCCCACCACGUGCGCAACCGCCCGCAGGACAACACUGCACUGUUGUUGGAUGGGGACAGCUGUAUGAACAUGAACGGGUGUUUCCUGACACGCUUCAAGAAGUAGAACUGCCAGUGAUAUCAACAGCAGAAUGCCGUCGUCGAACGCGCCUGUUGCCGCUAUACCGUGUGACAGAAGACAUGUUCUGCGCGGGCUACGAGCGGGGCGGUCGAGACGCGUGCCUUGGUGAUUCGGGCGGACCGCUUAUGUGUCAGGAAUCAGAACGGUGGUUCAUUUAUGGCGUCACGAGCAAUGGUUACGGAUGCGCCAGAGCGAAUCGUCCCGGAGUGUACACUAAAGUUUCCAACUACAUCGAUUGGAUCGAUAGCGUCAUGGAUAUGUACACACCCAAAAAGAACGAAACGACAUUUUCAAGCAACGAAACGGAAUCCGAUGAUGAUUUCUACGCUGAUUUGGAAACUGCCGAGAACAAAAGGCCUAAAGUUACGAAGACGUUUGAUACUUGUAGAGGAUUUAGAUGUCCCCUUGGAGAAUGUCUUCCAGCGUCCAGCGUGUGUAACGGCUUUCUGGAAUGUUCCGACGGCAGUGACGAGUGGCAAUGCAGCCAAUUAGAAUUUAACUCCACUAGAUUUAAUCCAGAUUGAGAGUUUAUAAGCCAGUAAUGAUAGAUUAAAAUCGACUUCGACUGAUAUUUUAUAAGUAGAUUAAGUGAACUAGAUACGUAAUUGUUUUGAGCUGAAUCUCAUAUUACUUGUAUUCUAUAUUUACCUUUGGGCUUUGUACAUAUAGCUGUAAUAUUAUACUUUCGCCCGAUUAUACUUUGUAGUGCUUCGAGAUAUUAUUUAUUGCGUUAUCAUGGAUAACCUUUUCCGUUUGAACUAGCGUAUUUUAUUAUUUUCAAAUGGACGAUGUGAGCCAUGAAUAAAAUCCGACUCUACACGA